AUGGCCAGUGUGUGCCUGGCGCUGCUGCUUGGCGUGGCGGUAUGGUUUGGCAGUCGCAUUCUGGAGGCCUGGCGAGCGGGCACCGUGUGGGGCUUCAGGCGCAAGUACCUCCUCGUCACGACGGGGGCGGAGAUCCUGAUCCAGCUCAUCAACCUGGCAGCUUUCCUGGCGAUGAACGUGUACAGCUACGUGCAGUGGUUUUGA
Messenger RNA from Chlorella variabilis, 204 nucleotides. RefSeq names its product expressed protein. The record is from RefSeq and is a predicted model, not a curated record. The transcript is spliced from 2 exons. NCBI's taxonomy places the organism in Eukaryota, Viridiplantae, Chlorophyta, Trebouxiophyceae, Chlorellales, Chlorellaceae. The coding region runs from base 1 to 204 and encodes 67 amino acids.